Messenger RNA from Diachasmimorpha longicaudata, 4028 nucleotides. RefSeq names its product suppressor of hairless protein (gene Su(H)). Gene Ontology annotation, cellular component: nucleus. Bases 1372 to 2898 code for a protein of 508 amino acids. The record is from RefSeq and is a predicted model, not a curated record. Gene Ontology annotation, molecular function: RNA polymerase II cis-regulatory region sequence-specific DNA binding; DNA-binding transcription activator activity, RNA polymerase II-specific. The transcript is spliced from 2 exons. NCBI's taxonomy places the organism in Eukaryota, Metazoa, Arthropoda, Insecta, Hymenoptera, Braconidae. Gene Ontology annotation, biological process: regulation of transcription by RNA polymerase II.
AUUUUUCAUUGGGUUUUGGGCUGUUAUUAGCGGACAUUUCCUUUUUUUAUUCUUUUGAAUCGUUGACGAAUAUGAAAACAAAUUCAUUAUUCGUGUGCUUGUUAUUGUGUUUCCAAAGGUUUUUCCAAGGCUGGGAGCCAACAAUAGCAAACGUCCGGUGAAAAAAAAAUUUGGAAUCGAAUUGAUUGGCACAAUUUUUGCCUUUCGGGGUUGAUUAUCAACAGAAGAGAGGGUGCUGAGCAAGAUAUUAGUUACCCUGAGGGAUAUAACCUCUACGUCAUGACUUAGGGGGGGUCAGUAACAAAAUCAACGUCCACAUUUUAACACUGGAUUUUUAUCUCGAGAAACGAGAGAAAAUGAGCAGAACUUAGUUGCUAAAAAUUGGUAAUUAAAACAGUGGACACAAUUGCAAGAAAAAAUGUGGGAACCUCUACACCGUUCGAAAAUUAUGAUCCCUCAACUCCGAUUGAACUCUGAGAUCUAGACUUUUGAAGACAAGCUCACGAAUAACUGACGAUUUAUUGGUCAUUUGACCUUAAAUAAUGUAAUUUUGUUGGCAUAAAUAAUCAUAUACUUUUUUUUGAAGGAUUUUCUUCUUGAUAUUCAUCAUCAUGAAUGGCGUAGGGACAAAAUGAUUCUCUGCAUUCCUACUAUCAUCCCCAACUCUGUAUUUUAACCUCGAAAAGCGAAAAAAAUCGGAAAAUCAAUUCUCAAAACCCUGGCUUCAAUAAAUUAAACUAACAAUUGAAACUGUAAAGACAAACCCUGAAAUAAUUGACGAAUUAUCCUUAAUCUUUCGUCACAUAAUUCGAUCCAACAACUAAAUAAAAAAAUACACAAACAUUGCGCAAUAGAAUGCAAGGGGCAAAAAUUGUGUCAAAGAAUAAUGCCCCAGAGGCAAAUAAAAAACACCCGAGACUUGCCAAUUAAUUUAUGCACAUGAAAAUGCACACAUGGACUAGCUCGUCUAUUCUGUUUUUGCAUUCGGAAGUGACAGAACGAGCCACUGUAAUUGCCACUAACUCCCCGAGGUCACAGUUUUUAAUUUCCUUGUUAUAUUUUCAUUCAAUUCAAUGAUAACUCGUUCCCCCAAUUCCAUUGAAUUCAGUAUUUUCACAGAACAGUAUUUUUGAAGAUCACUUCGAACUCUUCAAGUUGUGGAGAGGAAAAAAAAAUCAUGACAAUGAUCAUCAUAAAAAAAAUACAACGGCCUCGACGAUGUUCCCACGUAUCGUACGCAUUUCCUCUUUCCUGUCUCGCUAAAAACCUAGAUGAUCUCCAUCGAGUCGCCGCGCAUCUCAAUGCUAUGACGAUCACCUCCUCUCGACGUGCCCCCCAGGAUCGUCAGUUCCCGAUCAUCUAUCUCCAAUAAUGCCCCACCAGUUUGGUCUGCCAGCGAUGGCACACGGCAUGCAGUCCCCUCCGUCCCCCACCGCGGUAAUGUCGUACCCCCGUUUUGGCACUAAUGUCUACCGUCCGGACCAUCACCAGGAUCAGAAGCUGACACGAGAAGCAAUGGAGCGUUACCUCCGUGACCGCAGUGACAUGGUGAUAGUGAUUCUUCACGCCAAAGUCGCCCAGAAAUCUUAUGGCAAUGAGAAGAGGUUUUUCUGUCCUCCUCCCUGCAUCUACCUAUUCGGCGAUGGCUGGAGGAUGCGUCAGGAGCAGAUGCUGAGAGAGGGUGAGAGUGAACAAUCCGCCCAGCUCUGUGCAUUCAUCGGAAUCGGCAAUUCCGAACAAGACAUGCAGCAGCUGGACCUCAACAACGGCAAGCAAUAUUGUGCAGCAAAAACCCUGUACAUUUCGGACUCUGACAAGCGAAAGCACUUCAUGCUGUCAGUUAAAAUGUUUUAUGGAAGUGGUCACGACAUCGGGGUCUUCCACAGCAAGAGGAUAAAGGUGAUAUCGAAGCCCUCGAAGAAGAAACAGUCCCUGAAGAACGCAGAUCUGUGCAUAGCCAGUGGUACGAAGGUCGCGCUGUUCAACAGGUUAAGAUCCCAGACAGUGAGCACAAGGUACCUCCACGUGGAGAAUGGCAAUUUCCACGCCAGUUCGACCCAGUGGGGGGCCUUCACAAUUCAUCUGCUUGAUGAUAAUGAGUCCGAGUCGGAGGAGUUCCAGGUUCGUGAUGGUUACGUUCAUUAUGGUAGCACCGUGAAGCUUGUUUGCUCAGUAACAGGCAUGGCCCUUCCCAGACUCGUUAUCAGGAAGGUGGACAAGCAAAUGGCAAGCCUGGAGGCUGACGAUCCUGUAUCGCAGCUACACAAGUGCGCUUUCUACAUGAAGGACACUGAUCACAUGUACCUGUGCUUGAGUCAGGAGAGGAUUAUUCAGUUCCAGGCUACGCCCUGUCCAAAGGAGGCCAACAAGGAGAUGAUCAAUGAUGGUGCAUGUUGGACUAUUAUCAGUACUGACAAGGCGGAGUAUCAGUUCUUUGAGGGAAUGGGUCCUGUCAGAUCGCCAGUGACCCCAGUCCCUCUUGUUCACAGUCUUCAUCUUAAUGGAGGUGGGGAUGUUGCCAUGUUGGAACUGAAGGGGGAUAAUUUUACUCCUAAUCUUCAGGUGUGGUUUGGAGACGUGGAGGCUGAGACCAUGUACAGGUGUCAGGAGAUCAUGCUCUGCGUUGUACCGGAUAUAUCGUUGUUCAGGGGUGAGUGGCUUUGGGUUAGGCAGCCCACACAGGUACCUGUUUCCUUGGUCAGGAAUGAUGGAAUUAUUUAUGCCACUGGACUCACUUUUACGUACACACCGGAGCCAGGGCCCAGGCCACAUUGUCCACCUGCUGACGAGAUCAUGAGGGCUCCCAGGGCUAUUGGGCACAAUCAGGCCAGUAUGCCACCUGCUAUCGCUGAUGUUCCUUGGAAUUCUCAUCAUCCACCCACGCAACCUGGGCUUUGAUACUCCGGGGGGCUGCAGGAACGAUCACGAUGAGGGAAUUUUGGGAUUCCGGGGGGAAGAAACGUGAUGGGAGAGUUUAGUUAGGAUUUUUUUUCAAUGAAAAGUCGACCGAAAUACAUGGGCGAUUGGUAAAAAUGAAAAAAUUGUCUCAUUACGUUUCACCUCAUCGCCCCCUCGAGGUAAUAGUGCUCCACUCAUAAAGGACUGUUUCGUAGAUGUUAAAUACGGAAAGGAUGUGUGUAAUAAUUUAUGAUUUUUAAUACCAGAAAGAGAUAUUUCUAUUAUUCUUCGCGUGUAGAGGGGCUCAAAGAAUAGUUCCUCAUUAAGAAUAUAUAUAAUAAUUAAUUGUAAGAGUAAAAUUUUACUUCAGUUGAACAUUAUUGCUCAUUUAGAAUCAUCCCUCUGGAUGUCACGUUUCAUUUGAGUUUAGCUGCAAUGUCUCAUUUUAUCUCAUCCAGUGAUUUUCAAUUACUAAUAAUUAACUACAGUGAAUGUAAAUAAAAAAAUGUCUGAGUGAGCGGACAAGUGUGGAUCAACGAGUGCAAAUAGCGACAUCUUAGUCGAUUUUAUACGAUAUCCUAUAAAUCAUUGAUGUAAAUACAAAAUUAAUCUUGACAUUAUAAAAAAUUAAGCAUGUUUUACAGAGAAUUCAGAAGCGAAGUUGAUUAUCUGUUAAAUCAUCAAGAUGAUAAUGGGAAUAUCUCUGCAACGGCUGAGUGUACAAAAAACAGUCACAAGAGAUUUGUUGCAGGAAAUUUCCCGCUCUGCAGAAAACAUUCUCUGACAAUUUCUUCUAAACCCCCUCAUUCUUGAGAUAAUCUAACUUUUAGUAAAAAAAAAACUUUCAAUUUUUGUAUCAAAGUUUUAUGACUUCGCGGCUGAAUAAAAUAUUGGAUGUGAGAUAAAAACUUCAAACUUCUGUAAAUACAACGGCAUAAUAACUCCAUAUAUAGUGUAUGGAUAUUAUACAUAUGUACACACACAAAAACAAACCUAUAAACUCCUUUAAUCGUAAGAAAAUCCUAGGAACUAACUAUAUCUCUGAUAGUUUAACGAAAGGAUUAAAAAACUGAGUUUGUAAUGGAAUAAAGACAGCAGAUGAGUGAGAAAUAAAGUGAGUAUCCAAUUUU